CGCUAGUCCUGCGGUGGGCGGAGAGGGAAGUGGGCGUCCCGGGGUCGGGCUGGUGGUGUCUGCGCGACCCUCGGGGACUUGGAUUGGUGGAAGGAGAGGAUUGUACUAAAGAUUCUUGGGAACGAAAUGUUUCGCUUCUCGGGUUCACGUUCUUUUCAUUCAUUUUAUUCUCGUGCUACUGCUGUGUGCUGGGCACCUGCUGCGUGUCCAGCUGCAUUCUAGGCAGUGGAGCAAGGAGGACAGGACGUGCAAGACAGUAUGGCUCUGGGUUCGGGGGACGCAGGUCCUGAUGUGGAUAUAAUGGUGAUGGAGCAAGCGUGAUUGCAUCUGUCAUGCUGCUCUAAGGGAGAUCAGGCAGAAGGACUGCUGUGAGUUGGAGACCUGCUCGGCUACGUAGACACACUGUCUUUCACAAUAAAAACGACCAAACAAAACAGCAAGAACAGGCGUUGUGUAUGCAGAGAUGGCUUCCAAGCGCAUCACACAGGAAACCUUCGAUGCUGCAGUGCGGGAGAACAUUGAGGAGUUUGAGAUGGGUGCUGAGGAGGCUGUUCGAGAGGCGGUGGAGCAGUUUGAAUCACAAGGAGUUGAUCUGAGCAACAUUGUGAAGGCAGCACCGAAAGCAUCUGUGGACAGUCUCCAGGAGCCCACACAUGAUGUCCUGCAGGUCCUCAACGAUCUACAGGAGUCCCUGAAUGGGUCUCGGCCCCAGGAGAUGUCAGCCCACCUUGUCCGCUUCUGCGACCAGUGCAGGCAGCAGAAGGCCAGCCGCUACCUGGCAGCCCAGAAGGGGGCCUACCCAAUCCUCCUGGCUGCCUGGCAGCUUGCUGCCACAAGCGACCAGGGCCUUCUGCUCCAGGCUCUCAAUGCCCUGGCGGUACUGACUGAUGGCCAGCCUGACCUUCUGGACGCCCAGGGCCAGCAGCUGCUCGUGGCCACACUGGCACAGAAUGUCUCCAACACUGAACUCACCUCUUGUGGGAUCCGCUGUGUGCGCCAUGCCUGCCUGAAACAUGAACAGAAUCGACAGAGUCUGGUGAAAGCCGGAGUGUUGCCCCUGCUAACCGCUGCUAUCACACAGCAUGGCCAGCAUGCUGAUGUGGUCAGGGAGGCCUGCUGGGCCUUGCGGGUCAUGACUUUCGAUGAUGACAUCCGAGUACCCUUUGGCCAUGCCCAUGAGCAUGCAAAGAUGAUUGUUCAAGAGAACAGAGGCCUGAAAGUGCUGAUUGAGGCUGCCAGAGCGUUCCCUGACAACCCGGGAGUCCUGAGCGAGCUCUUGAGCACCCUGUCCCGCCUGGCUGUGCGGAAUGAGUUCUGCCAGGAGGUCAUCGACCUUGGAGGCCUUGGUAUCCUUGUGACCCUGCUGACUGACUGCAGCGACCAUCAGGACCUCGUGAAACAAGUGCUCAAUGCCCUGAGAGCUAUCGCGGGCAACGACAAUGUGAAGGAUGCCAUUGUCCAGGCAGGCGCUACAGAGUCCAUUGUGGCUGCCAUGACUCGGCACCUGGCCAGCCCUCAGGUGUGUGAGCAAAGCUGCGCAGCACUCUGCGUGCUGGCCCUGCGCAAGCCUGAGAACAGCCGCGUCAUUGUGGAGGGUGGUGGUGCGCUGGCAGCCCUGCAGGCCAUGAAAGCACACCCGCAGGAGGCCGGCGUCCAGAAACAGGCUUGUAUGCUGAUCCGAAACCUGGUGUCCCGCAGCCAGGUCUUCUCCAAGCCCAUCCUGGAACUGGGGGCAGAGGAGCUCAUUUCACAAGCCCGGGCUGCCCACCCAGACUGUGAGGAUGUAGCCAAGGCUGCAUUACGAGACCUGGGCUGCCGUGUGGAGCUUCGUGAACUGUGGACAGGAAAGAGGGGUGACCUGGCACCAUGACCCCAGCUCACCAAGUUCAAACCCCAGAACAUGUGAGCUCUAUGCCCUGCUCCUCACCCAUGCCACCCAGAGCAAAAGUGUUCAGCAGGUCAGUGGUGAGAGAAGGACAGAAGCAGCCUUUGGGUCUUGUGUCCCCACAGGCAGCACUGAUGACCUAAGGGCCCACCCCUUCCAGUGCCCUUUCCCGCCCACAGUUUUGCUCAGCAAUUCUGGGGCAGAGGGCACAUGGAACUGCAGCAUUCUGUUGGAGUUUGGGGACCCUGCAAGUUGGCGUCUGACUGGGCUGCAGUCCAGGCACCACUCCAAGCUGUUGAUAACUCUGCUCCUUGGGCAGGCUCCAUGGGAGAGGUGCUUCUGCCAAAGUUGGUUCCCCAAGAUCCAGUGGUGGGGGAGGGAAGUGACUGCUGCCCUGUUGUCCUCUGACCUCUGGAUGUGCGCUAGGGUGUG
Molecule: messenger RNA, 2317 nt
Organism: Chionomys nivalis (European snow vole)
Lineage: Eukaryota; Metazoa; Chordata; Mammalia; Rodentia; Cricetidae
Gene: Armc6
Product: armadillo repeat containing 6
Exons: 8
Coding region: 464-1870 (468 amino acids)
Biological process (GO): hematopoietic progenitor cell differentiation
Molecular function (GO): protein binding
Source: RefSeq, a predicted model, not a curated record